AUGGCUGGUGAUUUAGCGAGCCUUGUUAGCUCAAAAUCUCGUUCCUUUGUGAUGGAUUCCUAUGAGCGAAUUGAUUCUGGCACAGCCAAAUUAGAGAGCCAGGAGAGUCUGGACACGUCCAGUCGUGAAGACGGAUUGUACAAGGCGAUGGAAGUGGAGACCGGGCAACUUCGCGGCCGUGUGAGCCAGUUAGAAAAAGAGAACCAGGAAAUGGCAAACGAGCUCAUAAAGUUACGCCAAACAGUGGCCUCGCAGAAGGCGCGCAUCUUGGAGCUCGAAGCGGGCCAAAGUAUAACUCGAAGUAGAGCGUCCAGUUCGGUUUCGCCAAAUAAGUUGGUUCCUCCAGAGCCGCCAGUGUUUGCAUCGGUUCCUGAUUUACAACCGGACGAAAAAGAAGUGAUAGAGAACCCGGUCAAGAAUGACCCAAUAGAGGAGUUUACGAUCCCCCCACCCGAGAUCAAAGCUCCAGAACCGCCGAUCGAAGUUGCAUCCCCGCCAACAAGAGAACUGCACGUCCCUGAACAGAAGAAACCAGUCGAUACAACAGAACCAGCAAACCCAUUCAGAAGCCCAGAGCCAACCAUCAAUCCAUGGGAUUCUCCUCAGAAACAACAGCGGACAUUGGACCAAUUAGUCAAACCAGUUUCGGAUAUGGACAUCGACGUUCCAGAACGCAGCGAAAGACGCGUUCUGUUGCGAGACUCUCCUGCACGGUCUCCUGAAGUUAGCGAGCUCGUUAAAGAUGCCACGUUCGGAUCGUCUCCGCGUAAGGGAUCUCCUAGAUCUCCUCGCCAAAGACAGUCUCUUCCGAAGGAGUUGAAGACUCCAAAGGACGAUGAGUUUAUCUUCAGCAACAGCGGAAGUAGUAACGGAUCGUUCAAGAGACCAGCAUACGAAGUUUUAGGAACUCCAAAGAGAGAAGAAAAGGACGAGCCAAAAGCGGCGCUGCCUUCAGAGAACCCAAGCCAUUUGACUUUGGAACACACGUCCAGAACUAAUUUGGACAAAGAGAGUUCGAGUGUUGCUUCUUCACCAGAAAAAGAAGAAUCAAGCAUUGUUCUUUCUCCGGCCAGAAACCAAUUCUCUCCAAUCAAGGACUUUUCGCCUCUCAAAGAUUUUGCUUCUCUUUCGACGGUUUCACCUCUGCGGUCUCUGAACUUUUCUCCAGACCGCAGAUCGUUCCUGCAAACACCGUCACCUAAAAAGCCUUUGCUCAAAUCAGCAUCUCAUCAGCAACAACCAUCUGACUCAUCCCAAUUUGACUACAUUUCGUCGUCGUUUGACUCCACGGUAAUCACCGUGGAUACGUGUGUUGAUCCUAGCGCCGUGAACGACAAGAAGGAAGACUUCUCGAUAUCUUUCAUGGUCAACUCCAACGAGCGUUCUGGAGAAUUGGUGCCGUUGUACAUGGUGCGUCAGACAUAUACCAAGUUCAUCACUUUGGAUCAGGAUCUAAGACGUCUUGGUUUGAGACACCUUCCAAUGUUGCCAGAUAGGGCCGCGUUCCUCAAGAUUGACCCGCUGGUCUGGGACACUCAGAAAUCGAUCGUUCGAAUGUAUGUUUCGGAACUGUGUCGUGUGAUGCGCGGACAACGUGGGUCUGAGGUUUGGAAGCUGUUCAAAGGAUUUUUCACCCCGUAUGAUGCACACGACAUGUCCAAGCGGGAAGCUACCGUUGUUGAGGUGGGUUCAAAGAACCUGAAGAAGGUGUUCCGUCUCACAAAUCUCAGUCUCGACUCUAUCGAACAUUAUCUGACAAUUACCGAGUGUGCUACCAAGACCAAAGACGUUCUUCAUGUGAACGAUGUGAAUCUUUCGCGCGAUAACCAGAUCCUCACCAUUUCGAGAAAGAAACGGAAGUCGCUUCGGUCCGUGAAGCACCAUGUCUUGUACUGCGAGUCGGUCAUGGAUGCAGAGGACUGGUUCCGUUUGAUAAUGGACUAUCAAAGUAACGAAACGGACCAGGCUUCUCUUUCGUCGUCACCUUCCAAUCUAACAGCUGUGGACUACGCCCCAUCCGUGGCUUCAACACCGACUCAAACAGAAACCGUUCUUCCUUCGCCUGCGAUGUCCGAAAGCAACAGCAAAUGGUUCAGUCUCAAACGCGGAAACAGAGACUCUGUCAUGCCCGCUUCACAGCCACCGGCCGAUCUGCUCGAGUUCAAAGCAAUGCCAUACUCUGGAACGAUGGUUUCCAUGGGGUCUGUUCCAACACCGUCAUUACAGCCCAAUGAUAUGUCGUUCCAGCAAUUGGAAGCCACUCCUAAAUACUUUGGCUCCACUCUGCAAGAAUCGUUCGAAAGAUGUCCAGAUUUCAAGAUCUAUGACCGGCCUGUUCCAUCGGUGGUUUACAGGUGCCUUUCAUAUCUUGGAGAAAAGAAAGCUGUUUACAGCGAAGGUAUUUUCCGUUUGAACGGUAUGAUGGCCGAGGUUAAUAAGAUCCAGGAAAUCUUUAACGAAAAGAGCGAUUGCGACCUGGCUGCUCUUGAAUCUCCUCCCGACGUUCAUUCAAUUGCUACGUUGUUCAAACGGUACCUUCGUACCUUGCGAGUGACGGUGAUUCCUGAAGAAGAGGCAAAAGAACUCAUGACUUUGACACUUUCGAGCGACCACGCCUCCUCGGUUCCAAAAGUUAAACAAACUCUGUCCCAACUGCCAAAACUGAAUUUCGACGUUUUGUACGCGUUGUUCAAAUAUUUCCAAGAAGUGCUCAAAUUCAAAGACCUCAAUAAAAUGAGUGUCGGUGCGCUGAGCGUGUUGAUGGCUCCAAACUUGACACCUUUUGACGGAGCCAAGGAAAUCUGCUCCGAAUUGUUGACAAACUACCAUUACUACUUCGAGGAUGGUGAGAUUGUCGCCCGUUGA
Molecule: messenger RNA, 2865 nt
Organism: Ogataea philodendri
Lineage: Eukaryota; Fungi; Ascomycota; Pichiomycetes; Pichiales; Pichiaceae
Exons: 1
Coding region: 1-2865 (954 amino acids)
Biological process (GO): regulation of GTPase activity; signal transduction
Cellular component (GO): cytoplasm
Molecular function (GO): phosphatidylinositol binding
Source: RefSeq, a predicted model, not a curated record